UAAAAAAAAUAUAGUACAGCGUGCAGUUGCAAAGAAGGAAUUCGUUGAACGGAUUCCAUUCAAUAUUUAGAGACGUGGGGAACCUCAAUUCUGCUUCUCGAGCAUUCUGCACUUCUGCACUCAAAAUGAAAUAAACAUGUGGUUGGACGUUGGAAAGAAAAAGAGAAAAGAUAAAAAAUUUACUCCAAAGAGCAAACCUUCUGGUAUUGCAUACAACGUUUUGUUGCGAUGGCCUGCUGAUGAUUAAUAUCAUCUCAAUUUUGUCUCUUUUUCUUUGUUAAAACUGCAUUAAAUUUAUUAGAAUUGCGGUUUGGAUUGUAGAAGUGGUGGUGCGGUAUUCAAUGGCAUUGAAUUAUUUAUCGUAAUUUCCAAGUUCACAGCAGUUUACAGUUUAUAAUGUCGACUACUGUUAUGGAGCUGAAGCUCAUCGACGAGUUAUUGCAUUGCGGCAUAUGUUACGAGUACAUGAAUACUAGUGUAAUAACCUCCUGCUCCCACAGUUAUUGUUCCUUGUGUAUUAGGAAGUAUCUGCAUUACAAGACUCAAUGUCCAACCUGUUACGAGCAGACCUAUGAGAAAGAUUUGAGGAAGAACAAGCUCUUGGAUGAGAUUAUCAUCCAUUAUGUGAAUUUUAAAGAGAAAUGCGACAAAAAAUUAUAUCGCGAAGAGUUGCCGAUUGUAAAGGAUGAAAAUCCUGAAAUCGUGUGCUCCGCAAACAAUUUUGAGAGUAAAAAAGUGCAAGAUGUUCUCGAUGCAAUUGAGACAUCGCCUAAAAGUUUGGAUAGUCCGACGCUUGCAGCUAGUAAUACUACACCUCAUGGACGAAAAGAUUAUCAGCAGGACAUAUCCACUCCUAGCACUAGUGGAGAUCUUAAGAUACCAUUAAUGUUUACGCCAAAAAGUAGAAAGACUUUUCAAAGAGAAGAGAAUUGUCAGGUAGUUAUAUGUCCAGUGUGUAAAGUGGAAAUACCCCAAAUUAAUAUAAAUAGACAUUUGGAUGAUUGCUUAAAAAGAAAGACUACAAAGAAUGAACCUAAAAAAAGCAAACUAAAUCGUAAGCCAUUGCCAAAGUUAGUAUUAAGUUUAAUGAAAGAUACUGCCUUAAGAAAAAGAAUGAAACAAUUGGGUUUGUCAUGUCAAGGUGAUAGAAAGGCAUUAGAAAGUAGACUGCAGAGAUACACGAUUCUUUACAAUGCAGAAUGUGACAAAACGUAUCCAAGACCUGUGUCGGAAUUAAUUAAGCUAUGUGAGGAAGAAGAGAAUUUGGAGAAGAAAGUACAGAAACCAUCAAACAGAUUGAAUGUCAAUAGAAAUACAGGUUACAAUGUUAUAGAACAACAGAGAAAAAAGUAUUUGGCUACAAAUAAGGAUAGCUUUGACCAAUUAAUCGCAAGAAUAAAACAUGAUAAUCCACAAAAAAUAUCUGUUAAACGCAAUAUAUUAAACAAAGGAAAUUCUGAUUUUUUACAUAAUGAUCGUUUUGCAGCAAAUGAUUUGAUCAUUAAAGAUAAUCAAAGACCUAAUGUUUUAUCAGUGACUUCUACCAAAUAUAUUGAAGAUUCAGAUUCGGAUGCAUCUUGUCCCUUUCAAACGUAUUCUAGUGAAGAUGUUAUAACUUUUUUAGAUAUCACUUACUCAUCCUCAUCUAACGAUUCCAUUAGUCAAUCUACUUCCAAUCAUGAUACUUCAAAUCAGCUGUAUAAAACUAAUUCAGAUUUAUUUAAAUCUGUUAUAAAAACGGAAAAUAUAAAGACUGAGAAACUAUCUUCCGAAAAUGUUUCAAUAUAUGAAAAAAUAACUUUUAAUAACCAACCAAAAGAGUGUGACGUUUUGGAGAAUGAAAUGGAUCUUGACAACAAAAUAAUUUCUGAAUUUACCAAAGUGGAAACAGAGGAUGCAGGGCAAAGUGAAUCAACUAAGAGUAAAAGUGAUAUGAGGAUUUAUAGAUCUAACAAAUAUGUGUAUUCCGAACCGGAAUCACGCAAUGAAGACAGAGAUUCAGUAUUAGUUAUUGAAAAUUUUGAAGAAGACGACAAUACUGACAUUCAGGACAAUUAUAAUACAUCGAAGCAUGAGCAGUUAGAUAAAGCGAUGAAGGAAUAUGCUGCAGACGGUACUAAAUCUGAGAAAGAAAACGUGAAAGCGUUGGACCAAAAUUUCACAUUUCGAAAACGGAAUCGCGAAGUGUCAUUCACGCUAAAUGAUGAGGAUAACGUUGCAAACCAAGCGAUAAAUGCUAAGAAAUCAGCCCGGCUGGGCCUUAGCGAGGCUAAGGGAUUUAACAAUGAAACUUUUGAAGAAACUCUGUGGGAUAGAAGAAAAUCACAAAGUGAAAAGGAGCAGUCGCAGAUAAUUCGUACGAACAAUAUUACGAGGAAAUCUGCUAGAUUGAAAAAUAAAGUGAGUAAAUGAUAUCAGAAACGUUGAUUCAAGGAAUUAAGAUAACUGAAUCAUAGAAAUAAAUAAAAAAUAUCUUAUUGAGUAUCAUAAAAUGUAAAAAUAUUAAAUCAAGUAAUCUUUUGUAUCUUGGAUUGUAUAUAUUUUUAUACUCGUAGUGCUUUUGAUAUAAAACAUAAAUGCAUAUUUAUUUUUUAAGGCAUAAUAAGAAUAAAAAUUGUUCAAAAAAGAAAUUGAAAAAGUAGUUUUAUAUGUUAUUCUGUCUUCUUUACGUAUAGCGUGUUUUAUAAUUUUAUAUAGUAAUAUAUUUCUUGCUUUUUUUAAAAAAAGUUUUUAAAUCAUUUAACGUAUUUUUUAAAAAUAUUUUUGGAUAAUCUUGAUUAUAUUAAUAUUUGCAUAAUUUUUUUAAUUACGAUGUAACAAUUGAUUAAGGAGUGAAAAUAUAUUUCAUAUAUUUGCAAUACUUUCCCAUCCAUGUACAACGUUUUGUUACGUCAUUCCAAUAUGCUUGGUAGGGAAGAUAGCAAAGUCUUUAUCAAAGAAACAAUUAAAUUUUAUUGAAUAUAUACAUAUCUACUAUAUCAAACAGGAAAGGGAGACUAAACAAUAUAACGAUCGGCGUAAAUUUCGAUGAAACUUGCAUGUAUAUCUCGAAUGUAUAUUCAUUGAUACUAACAAUAAUUUAAUAAGUUUAACAUAAUGUCAAAAUAUAGUUGUCUGUCUCUAACAAUUGGUUACAGAGUAAAAUAUUCGUCUUUGACAUUAAUACAACUUUGGUAUCGAUUUAUACAAUUGUACAGUUAACUUUAUAUAUACAUACCGUGCAAUUUGCACGAUAAACUCGUCUAAGUUUUCUUAGAUUUAAAGCGCUAACAUUCUAAACGGAACGACUAUCACAUUCAUUACAUAUUGUUCUCAUCUAAUUCUUACUUAACGUUAUUGCACUGUUAUAGACCGUUAAGCUUUAUAUCGUGUCGACACCUCUUGCGUGCAAGGUGUGUCAUUAUAUCGUAGGAACAAAACUUUUUCUACGGCUCGAGAAGCAUCGUUGAUGUAAAUGGUUCGUGUACUUUAACAAGCUGCUGCCUCUAACUGAUCUAGUAUUUCAUUAAGAAUUCGUUUAAGAAUAAUCAAUCAUCUUUCUUGUGAUCUUCUGACAUUAUAUGAUUGAGGAGACACACACAUACGAUUAGGAAAUACAUAUGUUUUCGGACAUAAAAUAGCUCUCUCCUUAAACAGAUUCGCGCAGUUAAUAAUAAUCUCUGUUCCGCUGUGGUAUGGCAUCACGCGAGGUAGUUACUCGAACGUUGAUACAUCCCUCAAGUAUUGUACAUAUGCUACAAGCGAUUCUAACUUUUUAUCCCGUGCGUAGUUGUCUGCCGAUCUUUUCGGAGAAGAUCGAAAUAUUAUAGAUGCGAGACAUUAUCUUACAAGCAGUAGUCACAAUUCAUUUAUUGUUAGAUUCUCGUAAAUGACCCAUUUACAACUUAAACAAGUUUGUUCUUGACGCUUACGAUAGAUUGUCUUUUGAUUCGCUAAGAGACUGGAGAUAGAAGCCUCCAAAGAAGUUAGAUAUUAACACGGCGAAAAAACUGCCGUAAAAGGCCAAUUAUCUCCUACUAUUUAUUUAAUCUCUUUCAAUUAAAUAGUUUUUAUUACUUUAUUUAAAAAUUUAUUUUAUCAGUUAAAGGGAAAUUCCUGAAAAUAUAUUAUCUCUUCCGCUUGAGUAAAGAAACUCGAGCUUCUUUUAUCACACGCUCUUUUAUUAAUUAUUGUAAAUUCUCAUCUAAUCACGAAUGGACGAAGUUAAAGCCGAAAUGUAUGUUAGCUGCCUCACACGAUGAAUUUAUUUUUCACGUGAAACUUCUCGCGCAUGGUGAUGCGGAACGAGUAAAAUUAAUUAAUUCACAUUUUUUGUCCACACGAAUGCGCGGUAAUAGACGUCAAGCUCUUUCGAUAAAGUUACACUUUCUGGGAUAAAAAUACAGUAUUUACAUGAUUAAUAUGUUCUGCAUAGUAGUGCAGCUUUCUUUUCAAAGAAUUCGGAAGAAGAAUUGCCACAUGCCUUUGGGAAAAUACAUGAAAUCUAGUUUUAAUUUUAGUUUUAAGUCGAACUAUUUAAAGCGUGUCAGGGAAAAAUCAAAGUUAUAUUAUUAGCGUCAAUUUAUUUACAGAUACUUUCGCUAGUUUAAGUUUCUAUUUUUUGUGGAAUUUCGUUUAUCUUUCUCGUUUGAAUAAAUACUGGUGGAAUAUGCAUGUGAUUU
Solenopsis invicta (red fire ant) is the source of this 4661-nucleotide messenger RNA. RefSeq names its product E3 ubiquitin-protein ligase RAD18. Gene Ontology annotation, cellular component: Rad6-Rad18 complex; nucleus. Gene Ontology annotation, biological process: protein monoubiquitination; DNA damage tolerance. The coding region runs from base 397 to 2412 and encodes 671 amino acids. The record is from RefSeq and is a predicted model, not a curated record. NCBI's taxonomy places the organism in Eukaryota, Metazoa, Arthropoda, Insecta, Hymenoptera, Formicidae. The transcript has 7 exons. Gene Ontology annotation, molecular function: ubiquitin protein ligase activity; single-stranded DNA binding.